GAGAAAAAUCAGCAUGGAGAAAGAAAACGUAUCGGACUCGGAGCAACUCUGCUGUACGUUCGCCGUAACGGGCGAAAGCGAAUCCUUCCAAUCGAUUUUCAUUUGCAGAACUUGUUCUUUGGACGCGAAAGACUUGCUUUGCGUUUGCCAAGCUUGUGCUGAAACGUGUCACGAAGACCACGAAGGACUAGAGUACGUAGGAAUAGGCCCGUCAUAUUGUGAUUGCGAGGCGUUGCUGGAAGGUGGAUGUAAAAUAAUCGGUAGAUCCGCAAAAACUGCUCAUCGGCUGGGGAUUUUCAAGACUGUGUUUGAGAACUCGAUCACCAAGCGACCAACUGGUGAGGACGGCAAGUAUGUCCAACAGACGUUUUCAAUCCCGGCCCUCGAUGACGAUGAUCUAUGUUCAGCGUUGUGCCUUCAAUCAGAAGAGCUUGUGAAACAUUCAAAGGAAACUUUUUGGUUGGAUGCGUCAACGGAUUUAGAACACUGCUGUUUACUUGAGAAACUGGCAUGGCAUAUCUACCGGAAUCAGAUCAAUGAGUACAAACUGCAGGGGGACGAUCUCGCUGGGGGUGCCGAAUGGUGGGUCCAGGUAAAAUCUGUCUCGCUGCCCGAAAUCAAUGGAGCUCAAACCGACCCUGAUGCUCAGGGGAAUGAGGCAAUUGAUAUCCAUUUUGACAAAGACGAAGCCCUCGCUGAGGCUUUUGGAUUGGGUGCUUUUCCACUCCUAUCAACGGUUACCUAUCUCACUGACUCUCCCUAUUCACCCCCUACCAUAAUUUUUCCUCGGGAGUAUGGUGAAAGCGAUGAUGCACCUAUCUCAGAAGUUUUUGUGAGCCGACCUCGAAAAAGGAAGCACUUAGUGUUUGAUGGAAGACUUCUGCAUGGGGCACCCUCUCAUUUCGGUCUCCGCCCCCAACGAAGGCCAUCUUCAAAGUGCGGUAUCGGCCCUCGAAUAACAUUUCUUGUCAAUCUAUGGGCAAAACAUUGCCCAGCUGGAGUCAGUCCCUUACCCGAGACGAUCCGCUGCAGGAUUGUCGAUUUGGCUCCAUCCGAUCUCCGUGUAUUUCCGAAUAUGUUUGAAAAUUCUGGCUUUCAUCGCAUGGGUACGGAUAUCGUCCAUCUGGAUGAGAGCACUGAAAGUAAAUACAAUGAGAGUUCUAGCAGCAUGAUUGAGCUUCCUUUUCUAGGGAAAGGAACAACUUGGGAAAGCAGCGACUCCAAUGACGAACUAUCGACCAACGUCUUUGUCUAUCCUCCACCGGACGUGGAGAGCGACACCUAUAUUGUUCGGUUUGGAAGUGGUAUGGAAGGCUUCAUUGAUGUGAGUUCCGAAACUCAAGACUGA
Messenger RNA from Phaeodactylum tricornutum CCAP 1055/1, 1348 nucleotides. RefSeq lists its product with no specific name. The coding region runs from base 14 to 1348 and encodes 444 amino acids. Gene Ontology annotation, molecular function: zinc ion binding. The transcript has a single exon. Lineage: Eukaryota; Bacillariophyta; Bacillariophyceae; Surirellales; Neidiaceae. The record is from RefSeq and is a predicted model, not a curated record.